Messenger RNA from Penicillium pulvis, 1614 nucleotides. RefSeq lists its product as uncharacterized. Gene Ontology annotation, biological process: transmembrane transport. Gene Ontology annotation, molecular function: transmembrane transporter activity. The transcript has 7 exons. The coding region runs from base 1 to 1614 and encodes 537 amino acids. Gene Ontology annotation, cellular component: membrane. The record is from RefSeq and is a predicted model, not a curated record. NCBI's taxonomy places the organism in Eukaryota, Fungi, Ascomycota, Eurotiomycetes, Eurotiales, Aspergillaceae.
AUGCCAGCCACAGGUAGGGAAGAGCCUGAUAUCAUCGCGCCCAUUGAUAACUCGCGGAGCUCGAAUUGUCCCGCUCAUGAGCACGUCGCGCGGUUUCUGGCGAGUGUGGAGAAUGGUGACGACAAUCGCGCUUUCACAGUCGAAGAAGAGAAGCAUGUCUUGCGUCGCAUCGAUUUACGAGUUUUACCACUACUACUGGGUGCAUACUUCUUCCAACAACUCGACAAGUCUGCGCUUUCAUAUACCUCGAUCUUUGGUCUUUCUGAAGAUGCCCACCUUGUUGGCCAACAGUACUCAUGGCUCAGCUCGAUCUUAUAUUUAUCUCAACUGGUAUUCCAACCUCUCGCUGCAUUUUUGCUGGUGAAGGCACCCACGGGAAAAGUUAUUUCAAUCGCCAUAUUCCUUUGGGGAAGUACAUUGGCGAUCAUGUCUGCUUGCACAGACUUUACGAGCCUGUUGGGCAUGCGCUUUGCGCUCGGAGCUUUUGAGUCGAUGAUAGCGCCAUCUUGUAUUGCAGCCACUCAGAUGUGGUGGCGUCGAGGUGAACAGACUUUGCGUGCAGCCAUGUGGAAUGGAAUGAACGGUUUGACGUUUAUAGUUGGUAGCCUCUUUACGUACGGAUUGGGCCAUAUUCACAGCGAUACAUUAUUUUCAUACCAGAUAAUCUUCCUGUUCUGCGGUCUGCUGACAGUCUGCUAUUCAUUCGUCGUCUUGAUAUUCAUGCCCGACUCACCUAUGGAGGCUAAUUGCCUAAGCGACCGCGAGAAAUUCAUUGCCGUCGAGCGUCUGCGUGCCAACCAAAUGGGUAUUGUUUCUCGGGAAUGGCGAUGGGACCAUGUGUGGGAAACGAUCUAUGACUUCAAAACUUGGAGCUGGUUCUUUUUGAUCAUCUCGAUAUCAAUCCCCAGCGGUGGAAUCAGUAGUUUCGGAAAUCUUAUUUUGGAGUCAUUUGGGUACACGAAUUUCCAGUCGAUUCUGUUCAACUUACCGUUAGGCGUCAUUCAGAUUAUUGCUAUCUUGGGUGGUGGUUGGCUUGCCACUCGCUUCAGAACGAAGGGGGCAAUAAUAGUGUUAUUUGCUACGCUUGCAUCAAUCGGUACUAUUUUGUUGCUUGUCGUCCCACGAAGCAAUAAGGGUGUCCUUCUAUUUGGGUACUACCUAGUCUCAACCUUGGCUGCCAUCACUCCUAUGAUUUAUGCCUGGGAAGCUCAAAAUACUGCAGGUGAUACGAAGCGAAAGUGCACAUCAGCGGUUGUUCUUGUGGGGAUGUGCACAGGAAAUGUGAUUGGUCCACAGCUCUUCUCGACCUCUCAGGCCCCGAAAUACCGCCCAGGCCUGAUUGCAAGCUUGAUUAUGUUUAUCCUGGUGGCGGUCUUGUCAAUUUUGACCGAGCUCUAUUUGAUCGCGCUCAACAAGAAGCAUGCCAAGAAGAGGGAGAUCCUUGGAAAGUCAGCCAAUGCUAUCGAUGAAUCAAUGUUGACAAAGGAUAAAAUGGAGACAAGUAAGGUUGUAGAGCUCGAAGAUGUUCGGGAUAUUCGGGACCGCAACGUUGCAGACAAGGGUUUCGCAGAUAUAACGGACCUGCGGAAUGAGGAUUUCAUCUUUGUCUAUUAG